AUGAAACGAGGACAUCAUUUUUUAGGAUUAGACGAUUCGCGUAAUAAAUUACCUCGUUACUAUAAUAGUGUUGGCAACUUAGAUCGGACAUUUCCUGUUACCAUGCGUAAAGAACGAAUCAUUCGGAUUAUUUUACUUUUAAUUACUUUAAUAUUUGUAUCUAUUUUCAUAUCUAAUGUUCUGUUAUCCCCUAUAAGACGUUCUCAUAAAUCAUAUGAACAAAUCCACAUUUAUCGAAUCAUUGGUAAUGACCUUCCUCCACGCCAUAAAGUUGGACAAGUUCUCCAAAAUACUCGUUUUAUUUUAGAAAAUGAACCUGAUUUUCCAAAUUCAAAAAAAUGGUGGAUAAUUAAUCGUAUUGUUGAUAGCGAUUAUGAGAAUGCAAUAAUUGAUUUACUAAAACAACAUAAAAAAGAUUUUAUUAGAAUACCUUUUGAUGUGAAUGAAUAUCUUAAAGCUGAUUUUCGUCUGGAAGAUUUCCCUGAACCUGAUUUCCUUCAUUCUUAUGAAUUUAUGAAUUUUACAAAAGUGGCAAAAAUAAGAACGAUAGAUUAUACUUAUCAUGAUAAGAAUCUUUACGUCAUGAAUAAUAAUGGUGGCCGAAAUAUAGCAUUAAUGCAUGGUCAAUCUCAGCCAAAUGCUCGAUGGAUAUUCCCUUUUGAUGGAAAUUGUUUCUUGACUAAUAAUGCAUUUACGGAAAUUACGUCUCAACUUGAAAUAUGGGGCAAUGAUUAUAAAUAUUUCGUGGUUCCUAUGGCAAGAUUAUUAAAUAAUUCGGAAUUAUUGUCCGGUUCUGAUCAAAAACCGUCAACUCCUGAGGAACCUCAAAUCAUAUUUCGUUAUGAUGCUGAGGAAAGAUAUAACGAGAAUAUGCGCUAUGGCGUUCCAACUCCAACCAAAUUCAUCGUCAGACCGGUUAUUCCGUGGGAAAAUAAUGAUGAUUUGUCGAUUCACACAUCAGCAAACCGGUACAUGAUAGUCGGCUGGAUAUACCGAUUAUUCUCUGGACAAGCUUCGCAAGAGUUAAGUCACAAAGAAGCUGGUGCAUUAAGAGCAUUUAAUCGAUUAUUAGCUAUUCAGGAGUUAAUCGAUGGUAUAGAUGAACGAAUUGCAAGAAAUAAUAACCAUUUUAGUCCUGAUAAUUUAUUUUUAUAUAAUGAAAAGUCACUAAAUAAUGCAAAAUUAAAAUAUUGGUCUGGUAAUGAAAAGAUUACGAGGAUUGUCGAUAUUCUGUUAGAUCGUGCUAAUGAGAUAACUUCUACUAUUUCCGAUUUUUAUGGAGUUGAUGACUUCUUAUCUAUCAAAAAAUCUAGUAUUCUAAUAGAAUUCUUAAAAUUCAAGACCGAUCUUGAGACAAAUUUACUUGAUGGUGAAUCAAAUGAAAUGCCUGAUCAUGUCUCCUUGACUUCUCAAUUAUUUCAAAAUAUUACAACUUUAACUUUGGCUAAUUAUUUUUCUGGAAACUCUUCCUAUGCACGAUGGGCCGCAAAUCUUGUUCGUACAUUUUUGUUAUCAUCUUAUGGUGUUGGUGAUGAUGAUAAAAUUACUCUCCCGGAAUAUAAUGACAAUUGUAUUAAUUGCAAUACAACUGUUGAUGAAGGUUAUGGUUUUCCUUAUUUAAAUAAGAUUCCACGUACAAUUCCUAAAUUGACUAAAAAUUCGGAAUCAAAUGAUGACUCUCCGAUGUUUUAUAAAUUACCUAAGGAUAUAUCUGAGAUUGAUCCAUCUUACUUUCUGGAUUCAUGUAAAUUACUUUAUCGGGUAAAAGCAUUAACUCAUAGAGAAUAUAUAGAACUUAAGGCACUAGUAUCAUAUUGGCUCGAGUAUUUAAUAACUUCACCGGAAGGCAUUUCUAUGGCGCGCAGGCCGGACCAUAGAGGAACUCUUUAUGAUCUUCAAAUCCUUUCUCUUUCUGGAUUUAUUGAUGAUGUUAGAUUACAUUUGAGAGUUUCUAAUCGAUUAAGAAUGAGAAUAGGAAAACAAUUUUAUAUAGCUCAUGACGCAUCAUUAACGAACGCUGCUAAAAUAAGUCAACCGUAUGAAAUGAUGUAUGUUAAAAACAUGAUCACGAAUAAACAAAUUAAACCAUCAGCUUAUGAAGAUUAUGUUUUCAAGUAUAAAUCUUUGAAUUUACAAUAUUGGAUGUUGAUUACAAGGACAAUACAAAACGUUAAAAUAAGUAAUGAUUUAUGGUCAUAUAAAUCAAAGGAUGGUCAAAAUUUGUUGAAGGCUAUAAUAAGUCAUCUAAAUAAAUAUUCUAAUAAAUAUUUACAUACUGAGGGGGAUGAUUUAUUUUUACUGAAACCUUUACUGUAUAUUGCGUGUACUGCUCAUGAAACUGGUUCGAUACAAUCACAAAAGAACAAUGAACAUUUGCAAAGAAUAUUGAAAAAAUUUAGUGAGAAAUAUUCAUUUGAUUAUAGUGAUAAAUCUGAAAAAAGGAAAUAUACGGAUAUGAAUGUUGGAUUAGGUAGUGAAAUAGGGAAAAGUGGGAUUCCUCCAUUCUGGAUGUUUGGCAUAGCAUAA
Racocetra persica is the source of this 2526-nucleotide messenger RNA. Lineage: Eukaryota; Fungi; Glomeromycota; Glomeromycetes; Diversisporales; Gigasporaceae. The record is from the annotation of a GenBank genome assembly.